Molecule: messenger RNA, 761 nt
Organism: Hordeum vulgare subsp. vulgare (domesticated barley)
Lineage: Eukaryota; Viridiplantae; Streptophyta; Magnoliopsida; Poales; Poaceae
Product: cortical cell-delineating protein-like
Exons: 1
Coding region: 63-482 (139 amino acids)
Source: RefSeq, a predicted model, not a curated record
AAGCUAGCAAAGCCCACCUAGCGCUCAGCCACAAGCCAGUACACUCUAGCUAGCUACUAGCAAUGGCGCCGUCCAAGCUCGCCCUCCUCCUCGCCACGAACCUGGCCGUCCUCGUGGCCGUGCAUGGCUGCGGAUCGUGCGGCAACACACCGCCGGUCCCAGUCCCAAGCCCGCCCCCGCCAGUUCCCGUGCCGUCUCCGCCUUCGACCGGCGGCGGGGGUGGCACCUGCUCAAUCGACACGCUGAAGCUCAAGGUAUGCGCCAACGUGCUGAACCUGCUGAAGCUCAAACUCGGCGUGCCGACGAACGAGCAGUGCUGCCCGCUUCUCAGCGGCCUCGCCGACCUAGACGCCGCCGUGUGCCUCUGCACCGCCAUCAAGGCCAACGUCCUCGGCAUCAAGCUCAACGUGCCCGUCGACCUCGUGCUCCUCCUCAACCAGUGCGGCAAGACCUGCCCCGCCGACUUCACCUGCCCCAGCUGAUCUAUCCAUCACAAACCAUGCAUGUUAGACCUUCAUCGUCGUCAUUGUCGUCAUCGUCGUACUGUAAUUAGCAUAUUUUCUGUUAUACGCAUGCACCUAUAUAUUUUCUGGUUUUCCAGUUCAUGUAUUUGUCUGUCGCGUGCAUGCAUGGGCUCCCUCGCUCGUGCAUGCAUGCUUGAGUUUACCAUUUCCCGUUAUGGUCUAAAUGCAUGAUUCAAGUAUUUGUAAAAGGAUAUAUGUACGUGGAAUAAAAACUUUGUUCAGGUUGUGUUUUUUCCC